Molecule: messenger RNA, 2967 nt
Organism: Rhipicephalus sanguineus (brown dog tick)
Lineage: Eukaryota; Metazoa; Arthropoda; Arachnida; Ixodida; Ixodidae
Product: N-acetylated-alpha-linked acidic dipeptidase 2-like
Exons: 17
Coding region: 10-2406 (798 amino acids)
Molecular function (GO): carboxypeptidase activity
Source: RefSeq, a predicted model, not a curated record
ACCCCGACAAUGAGUCACGUCACAACUGCAUCAAUGAGGCACGUCACAAACGCAUCAGUGAGGCACGUCACAAACGCAUCGACAGAACGAGCGACUUCCACUCCCAAGCCAGAGGCGAAUCGGCUCGUUGGCUUGUGGCCAAUAGCAGGAGCCGUCGGAUUGGUAGGCGUGGUGACAAUCCUCGCCUUGCUGGGUCUGGCCGCCCCUGACACCCCGAUGUGGCUGAAGACAACCGUCUCGAACUGCAGCAGCCCCGCCGGUGGACACACCACCGCCAGCAAGUCUCUUGUGCCGACCCCCACCCGCGCAAAGCCCGCGCACAAGGACGUCGGACUCGCACGCGUCCUCGCGAACAUCAGCAGGGACUACCUACGUCGUACGCUCAGAUUUUUAUCGGGGAGGCCCCACCUGUCUGGUACAAAGCGCAGCGAGGAAACAAUCGCUGACUUCAUCGCCGGCGAGUUUCGCAAGCACGGACUGGACAUAGUCGAAAAAGUGCCCUAUCGAGUUCUGCACCAGUACCCGGACCCAAAUAACCCGAACAAGGUGCAACUGGUGGACGCCAAGGGAAAAGUGCUCGAAGAGGCAAAAUUGAGCGAAGACCCUGUUCCGGGGGACAACCUCGACGGUGUAGUGCCUGGGUACCUCUCGUAUGCAUGUCCGGGUACAGCUGAGGCGGACGUGGUGUACGUUGGCUCUGGCACGUACCGAGACGUGGACAUGCUGGAAGCCAACGGAAUAUUCGUUAGAGGGCGCAUCUGCCUGGCACGAUAUGGUGGAGGGCACCGUGGUGGAAAGGUCACCGUGUGCCAAGAACGUGGCGGUGUCGGAACCAUCAUCUUUCUGGAACCCACCUUGCCGAAUGUGAAGGAGUUCUACCCAAACUCGACUAUCGUGGAUGGCUCGGCACUGCAACGAGGGGCUCUGUUCACGUUUGCCGAUCCCGAGACUCCGGGCUACCCGUCAGUCGAUGGAGUUUACCGCAACACUAAUAGCAGUGAACUGCCCAAGAUCCCGGCCCUCACGGUCAACUAUAACUUCGCUAAGAAAGUGCUCGACCAGAUGGAGGGCAAAGUGGUCAACCUCAGUGGCGGUGCUCGUCCAACUGGUCCCAUCAAAGACGGCAGGAAGCUGCGGCUCAUGGUGAACAGCAAGUGGGUGAGGCCCAUCGUCUACGAUAUCAUCGGUACCAUCAGAGGCCGCCUGGAACCUGACCGGUACAGUAUUACGGGAGCCCACCAUGAUGCCUGGGUAUACGGCACCAUCGACCCGUCAUCGUCGACCGCCAACAUCCUCGAGCUUAGUCGAUUGUUGGGCCAGCAUUUGAAGCGUGGCUGGCGACCACGGCGCACGGUGGUGUUAGCCAUCUGGGCCGCGGAAGAGAUCGCCAUAGCGGGAUCUGGCGAGUGGGUUGAGGAGAAGCUGCUACUUCUCAACCGCGGAGGCGUGGGCUACAUCAACGUAGACAACUGUGUCUCCGGGAUCAUGUUUUUCGCCUACGCCUCGCCUGUGCUGAAGAACUUCCUCGUGGAUACAACCAAACACGUGCCAUUCAACGGCACCCAGACUCUGUACGACUACUGGUACAACUAUGAGCACGAGUACGAGCGCAAGCACAAGGACGCCACGGGAAAGACUAAACUCAAGGUGUACCUGACCCACGGAGGGAUGGACAACUCGGCCUUCAAUUUCAUUGCCGGGAUUCCUUCGGCUAUCUUCACCUUCCGGCCCGACAAGAAUAAAUUCAAGCUGGGCUCUUACUCUGCCUACCACACGGCGUUCGAGACGAUUCGUCUGUUUGAGACCCUGAUCGAUCCGACCUACCACUUUAUGGAGACGUGCACUCGCUUCAACGGGAUGCUGACGCUGAUACUGGCCGAUGCGGAGCUCCUGCCCUACGACUUCCGCACCGUCGCUCAGGAGAUCUCGAACAGCGUCGCCAAGCUGUCCUUGUACCGCGAGCAGCUUGAUACUUAUGAGGCACCCAUGGACUGGCUGCUUGAGGAGGUGGCUCUGUACGGCAAGGCAGCCCAGAGUUGGCACGACUGGCUGGCAAAAGCGAAGCUAGGGGAGGACGAUCGGCGGCGAGUCAACGACCGCAUGAUGCUGGUAGAACGCGCCCUGCUGAGCCAGGCAUCCCUGGAGGGGCGGCCGACCUUUCGGCACCUGAUCUUCUCGCCCCAGCUGUCCAAUGCGUACGCGGGCACAGGCUUUCCCAUGGUGCAUGACCUUGCGUACCGGGCUGGACGACUGCCCGUUGAAAAGCAGGGGCCCAUCUGGCGCCGCGUGCGGGACUUCCUCAACCAGGCCUGCAUCGCCGUGCGGAAUGCUCGGAUCCUGCUCGACCCCGACAUGGCAAUACCCGCUGGGACUCAUUUGAGCAAUACUCGUUUGAACGUAACGUAAACAGAGAGAAAGAGAAAGAAAAAGAACUCUUUCGGAUUGCGUUAAGGUCUGAACAAAGCGUACUUCUAUCCUUUGCGAUUGCGUUGGAAAUCUCCUGAGCAAAGCUUACUCCCAUCCUUUGGCUAAAGGUUAAAACCUUCUGAACAAAGUGUAGUUCUAUCCUUUCGGAUUGCGUUAAAAUCUUCCUUAACAAAGCGUACUUCCACCCUUUCAAAUGGCCCUUUUACAGUCGUGCUGUUGAGGAUGCUGCUAAUACAAUAGCCAUACAAGUGAAUGUUUAAAUCUUCAAAUGUUUAAUGGGGAGGGUAAGCUGGGUUGCAUUAGUGUAAAUAUGUUAAGUACAUACGUUGUUGAAGGUUGGAUGCCAACCACGGAGACUCGCACUAAGAUACAUUGUUUAUGCACUUGUACAAUAUGAAAAAAAUAAAAGCAAAUUUUAUGAGAGAAGGUUUUAGAAAACUCACUGGGUCCCAAUGCAUUCACCUAAGAUGACUUGAAGGCAAAAGCCACCCGGUACACCAUAAUUCAUUAUUUUUUGAAGUACCAACCACAAGUCUGUAA